AUGGUCUUCGUCCUGUUGGCGUGCACCGACAUCCGUGGAGAGAAGAUCAACGUGGAGCUCCCCCUCGAUGAGCGGCCUACCUCCAUUGGGGAGUUACAGCGCACGCUCGAGCAGGUGCUACAAGGUGAGGAAAGCGCCAUGAAGCAGGUGGCGGCAGAGAAGGCAACGCGCCCUUCCGAGCCUUUCACUGUAAGCCGCCUGCAGCGGUACGAGGAGGACACUCAGUCGUGGUCGGAUCUACGCGACACGCACAGCUUGUGUGCGUACGAUCAGUUGUACGUGUUUCGCAAAAACCCCACAAGGGCGGAUAUAUCGGCACAGCGCGAGGUUCCAGCGCCGCGCAGAAGCCCGUACUUCCGGGCUCCAAAUGCUGCUGCUGAGGCGGCAGCCGACACGGAGUCUCAACGCGGCAUUAGGAGGCGCUCUAUGGGAAACAAUGACUCGCAGUCGCCACCGAUCAUGAUUAGGCAGAUGCCUUCUUCAGCAGCUGAAGGAGGACUGCGUGGUGGCGAGAGCGGCACUAGCAGGGGCAACGCUGCCACCACCUCACCGGAGCGACGCAUAGAGAGGCACGGCGAACUGCCGAGUGGCGGCGCGCUUGUGCCAACAGUAGAGCGUGCGCACAGCGCUGUGGCUGGAAGCAGGGAGCGGGUCGUGCAGGAGCAGGUGGACGCUGUCUUCGGCAUCGGUGACCAGACGCAGAGGGGAUAUUUGACGGUGCGAGAUUUUCAGAGCAUCUUUCAUGCCUCCCAGAUUCGCUUCCCUCCAGAUGUCGUGGAGGAUAUACACCGCUUCUUCGCCAAGGAUAAACGCGGGGAGCCGAUCAUGUCUUUUCAGGACUUUCACGCCUACGCACGGGACUUUGUGCAGACGAUUAGCGUUGCCUACUCGCGGCUGAACAACCACGAGCGGCAGAGAGUUGUGGAGCAGGAGUGGCGUGCCACCACCACCGCCGUGGAUGAGCUCCACGCGCAGAAGAAAGCGCUGGAGGAACGCCUAGGCGCGGUGCAGAGGCAGCUGAUGCGAGAGCAGGAGAAGAAGGCCUGUUUGCAGAAUGAAGCAGAUGAGUUGCGGCGCGCUGCUGAUCCCGAGCAGCGAGAGGAGGAGCAGAAGUUGCUCGACAAGGAGGUCAGUGUAUUCCGAUACAGACAGAAGCUACGCCAGGAGGAGGUGGACUAUGAGCGGCUCGCGGCGGAGUUGCUGUUGCGGCGACGGGCGCCCAGUGCGGCGGUGGGACACUCACCCACACAAAAUACAAGUGAUCGGUAUGGACCGCGUGGCUGA
Trypanosoma grayi is the source of this 1284-nucleotide messenger RNA. Its product is annotated as calmodulin-like protein containing EF hand. The transcript has a single exon. The record is from RefSeq and is a predicted model, not a curated record. The coding region runs from base 1 to 1284 and encodes 427 amino acids. Lineage: Eukaryota; Euglenozoa; Kinetoplastea; Trypanosomatida; Trypanosomatidae.